Messenger RNA from Lates calcarifer (barramundi perch), 2790 nucleotides. RefSeq names its product meteorin, glial cell differentiation regulator (gene metrn). NCBI's taxonomy places the organism in Eukaryota, Metazoa, Chordata, Actinopteri, Centropomidae. The transcript has 4 exons. The record is from RefSeq and is a predicted model, not a curated record. The coding region runs from base 241 to 1155 and encodes 304 amino acids. Gene Ontology annotation, biological process: glial cell differentiation; positive regulation of axonogenesis. Gene Ontology annotation, molecular function: hormone activity.
UUUUUCUGAGGGGGAAUAACUUCAGAGCUCCGCGUUCAUCCCGACGCACAGCAGCCCGGAGAGCUGAGAGGAGAGAGUGCAGCUGUGUUCUCUUAUCUUAAACAUCAGGGUAGGAGGAUACAGAACUAUGGAGAUGAUCAGAGAUAGAAUAAGUGCCGUUUUAUAAAAUUUUAGGACAUCGCAAGUUUGGAAUUAUUUUUUUCCGAUUUUUUUUUAACUUUGCAUCACCCACUGGCGAAAAUGUCUGGUUUGGGGGUUUGGAUUAACGCGAUUUGGAUUUUAUUUUUUGCCAUUUUUGAUGCAGCUCUUUCAAAUUAUUCUGAGGACCAGUGCAGCUGGAGAGGAAGUGGUUUAUCCCAGCAGCAGGGCAGCGUGGAGCAGAUCUCCCUCCACUGCUCCGAGGGCACCCUGGACUGGCUGUAUCCCAAAGGCGCCCUACGCCUCACCCUCUCACCCCGCCUGCCCUCUGUGGCAGUGGGGCCUGGUGGCAGCAGCUCGGGCCUCAUCACGGCCUGUGUCAAGCCCUCAGAGCAGUUCCACGGGGCCCAGCUCUACUUGGAGAGAGAUGGGGUCCUGGAGCUGCUGGUGGGGGACCGCCUGGAGUCCUCCCCCCCACCCAGGGUUCGCUGCUUCAGCCGACUGCCCGGGGAGAGGGUGGCCCUGUUCAUGCAGGCGACGCCUCACCAGGACAUCAGCAGGAGGAUCGCCUCCUUUCGCUACGAGCUGAGGGGGGACUGGACCGCUCACCUGUCGCUGGACUCCAACCCCAUCAGUAGUGAAGAUGCCUGCAGACCCUGCAACAACACAGAGAUCCUGAUGGCUGUUUGCACCAGUGACUUUGUGGUGCGUGGUAACAUCCGGUCUGUAGAGGAAGACGAGAACUUAAGGGCAGCGGUGAUCAAGGUCAGCGCCACCCGGGUGUUUCGCCAGAAGUACGCCCUGUUCACCGGCAACAGUCGCCUGACCAGCAAGGGUGAGAUCAGGACUCUGCUGCAGUGUGGCGUCAAACCGGGAUCUGGCAGCUUCCUUUUCACCGGUCGGGUCCACUUUGGGGAGGCCUGGUUGGGCUGCGCUCCCCGAUACAAGGACUUCCAGCGGGCGUACACAAUAGCCAAAGCAGCUCAGCAGAUACCCUGCGAACUGCCUGUAGACUGAGCGAAAAACUCUGUAGCAUCUUGUCUAUCGCACAGAAUCGAGGCUGGACUCAAAGUCAGGCCGAACUCAGCCCUGUUCCAUGUUUCGGAAGAAGCCACCAUGCAUGACUGUCGGUUGACGUUGUUGCCAUGGUGCCACCGACGGAUAUUCCCAAAGGACUGAGGAGUGAAAUGGACUUUCCCACACCAUUUCAGUGCAAUAUGCAGUCACCUGGUCCAAAAGGCCCAAUUGAGUUGUGACAUGAGGGACAUGGCGGAAAUGAGGAUUAUAAGCAUUUGGCAUUGGACAGUUUUAACAGUGAUGCCAUCAUGCUGGUUCAGAGAGAAUCUUUUGAAAAGCUUUCCAUUUGGGAUAAAUUAAGUUAAGCCAUUCAUUCAGGCCUAUUCAGAGUCAUUGCUUAGAAACUCAGGAACAUUUGUGAAAAGUUGGACAGAAAGCUUACUGCCUUUUAGUUGAUAUCCUGGUGAGGAUUCACUGCAGGCAGGUGUUGCUGUGGUCUAGGAUUUCAAAAUGGCUGCCUUUUUACCACAGUGUUUUUGUUCAGAUAAUGUCUUAACCAUGGGAUAGUGAUGUUUUGGCUACCCCUGUACUGGGGUCAUCCUCAGUGUUAUAAUUAUUAAGGAAAUUAAAAAUGAAAAGUCCUCACAAAAGGAAAUAUUAAAAAAAAUAUUUGCACUGAUUAAGGAAAGGGAAUGAUCUGGAAAGUGUGAUGCUGCAAGCACUGAAAACCAAAUAAAAAAAGCAACUAUAUGUAGCAUAGCGGAGCGAUUAAGAAUUUAAUAUAUGUACAGAUAAUUUGAGCACAUACAAUAGUAACAUAAAGCUAAGGCUACCUGAGCAGGAUUCACAGCUCGAUACAGUGCUGAAAGCACUUUCAUAUUCUAGCCAACUCUGAGAUUCUGUCUCUGAAAGGAGAUGCAGCCUUGUUUGUUUUAUAAGAUAUUUUAUAAGUUUCAUUUCAGUAGCAUUUCUUCAAAAUUCCAACUAAUUGGACACUUACUUGACUUUAAACAGAUUUAUUUAGAAAUAUGUUGGUUGCGGGAGUGUUGCCAAAGCAGUUAAACGUUUUGGUUGUUGUUAAAUCAUUCACUGCUUUCUCCUGAUGUUGCCAUACGUGCUAGAAAUGAAAACUAAGAAGCUGUUUAAUUUCUUUUUCUUUUUGGUCUGAAGUAAAACAAGCUAGGUUUUCAUUAAACAUUCGACAACAGCCAUUCACAACAGAAGUCCAGUGUUACCGUGUGCUAGAAAAAUGACAGUAGGGUGGAAAACAAAUUACUACACUGGACAAGGCUCGCUCAAAAGAAACACAAAAUAUGCAUUUAAUGUCUAAAAUAAAAUUCUCUUCUGUAAAAUGAUUUCAUAUCUAAUGUGCACUAUAUCAACAAGGGGAAGGGGUUCAUACCAAAUUACCAUGAUGUGCUGAAGCAGUAUGUCUUAAAUGCGUACACUGCCAUUUUGCUGUUUGUUAUAUUAAUGUGAAUAUAUGUUAAUAUCAAUGUGAAUGUAAAUAUGUUAAUAAGAAAUUCUAGAAACAACGGCAUGAAAAAAAUGCUUGUGGAAAAAAAAACAACUGUGUCUCAGUAUUGUGGAGUAUUUUUAUGUUUGUCUGUGUUAUUAAAAUAUACUGUAAGAAAA